AUGAGUGUGGGUAAGCUCGCCACUGCUUUAACCGUCGUCUUCAUCGUCUCCCUACUCAUUCUCGUCGCCGAACUCCUCUACGUCCUCUGCCGCCGUCGUCAAUCCACCCACAAUGUGUUUCUCUACUCCUUCUGCUUGAAAUCCAAGACACGUGUCGAGCCAGCCGGAGCUCCGCCACAAAACCCAGGUGGAUCCUCGCCGGAAGAUGCCGUGAUCGACGUUUUUAAGCUGUUGGAAGCAAACGGACGGUCGAGGGUUCUUUGUACGAUCAAAGAAGACGACCGAGAAGACGUGGAGUCUAUCGAGAUAGCGGUUACCGAGAGAAUGUCUUUGCAAGAGUGUCUUGAGUCUGAAGCGGCGGCGGCGGAGGAGGAGAGAGCCGUGACGGUUCAUGCGGAGGUUGUGGAUACAAAGACGGUGUUCUCAUCGCCGUAUGAUUCGCCGAUGUUUUAUACUCCGGUGGGAUCUCCGUCACGAGAGGGGAUGUGUUCGGAGUUAGUUUCUCCGGUGACCGGAAAGAAUGGGCGGUGA
Messenger RNA from Cynara cardunculus var. scolymus (artichoke), 531 nucleotides. RefSeq lists its product as uncharacterized. The record is from RefSeq and is a predicted model, not a curated record. The coding region runs from base 1 to 531 and encodes 176 amino acids. NCBI's taxonomy places the organism in Eukaryota, Viridiplantae, Streptophyta, Magnoliopsida, Asterales, Asteraceae. The transcript has a single exon.